Lotus japonicus is the source of this 1241-nucleotide messenger RNA. Its product is annotated as L10-interacting MYB domain-containing protein-like. The coding region runs from base 181 to 1050 and encodes 289 amino acids. The transcript is spliced from 2 exons. Lineage: Eukaryota; Viridiplantae; Streptophyta; Magnoliopsida; Fabales; Fabaceae. The record is from RefSeq and is a predicted model, not a curated record.
UUUUUCUCAAUUAUCAAUGGCAUCAUCAUCUAUGUACUGUGUUCUCUGGUAGCAUUUCAUUUCAUGGACAAGUUGAAACGGUUGCUGUUUAAGAAAGAUAGUUAGUUAACUUGCAAUAUUAAUUGAAUUGAAUGAUGUGCUUACCAUUCACUUAUAUACUGUUUCUUAAAGCUUGUUGAAAUGUCUCAAGUUCAUGUGAAACGAAAGAGAGCAGAUUGGAGUGAUAAGAAUCUUGGAAUUUUUUUGAAAGUGUGCGUUGAAGAGGUACGUGCUGGGAAUAGACCUCACACUCACUUUACAAGAACUGGAUGGGCAAAUAUACAAGCCAAGUUCAACAAUGCCACAAAGUUAGCAUAUGAUUAUAAAAAAUUUAAAAAUAAGUGGGAUCAUUUGAAAGUAGAUUGGGCAUUAUGGACAAAGCUUAAUGCAAUAGAAUCAGGUCUUGGUUGGGAUGCAACUAAGAGAACAGUAGCUGCUAGUGAUGAAUGGUGGGAGGCCAAAAUCAAGGAGAGUCCUGAGGUUGGAAAGUUUAGAGAUGAAGGUCUGAAAUUUUUUCCUGAGAUGGAAAUUUUAUUCAAGGGUGUAGUUGCUACUGGUCUUGCAGCAUAUGCUCCAUCUGAAGAUUCAAGAGACUCUCACGGUCAAAGCAUUGGAGUGGAAGAGUCAUUUGAUGCUGAUAUUGAUGAGGCCGAAACAGAAGAGCAUGGGAUUGAGGUAGAAAUGACAGCGCAACCAUCAUCUUCAAGGGGAAAUGGACAAAGGAAGAGAGGUAGAGAGGGUGAGAAGAAAGUUGGGGAUGCGGCUAACCUCUCUAGUCAAUUGGAACGUGUUAUUAAUAGCUUUGAGUCAAGUGAUCCUGGAUCUAAAAAUGAUCCUGCUAACAUCAAUGCAUGUGUAGAGAGGCUAAAGAAUCUACCAGGGCUCACUCGUGGGAGUGAUUUAUUUUACACGGGCAUUAGUCUUAUGGACAAAAGGGAGAAUAGGCUUAUCUUUCUUUCCUUAGAGGAGCCUACACUGCAGCUUGGAUGGAUUAAGUCUAAACACAAAUAGGCUUAUUUGGAUAUGUGAUCUUAUAUGGUCUUGUUUGGAUAUUUUAUGACAUAUGUUAGUGUUAUGACUUUAUGAAUUUUGGAUAUGCGAUCUUAUGUGGUCUUGUUUGGAUAUUUUAUGACAUAUGUUAGUGUUAUGACUUUCUGAAUUUUGGAUAUGUGAUCUUCUAUGAGCUUGUUUGGAUAUUUUAU